This is a messenger RNA of Rotaria sordida, 594 nucleotides long. The record is from the annotation of a GenBank genome assembly. Lineage: Eukaryota; Metazoa; Rotifera; Eurotatoria; Philodinida; Philodinidae.
AUGGCCGAACCGUCUAAUACAACCGAUACAAAUCCAGUGACCUAUAAAUUUCGUUUUGGUACAUCUGAUAAACUUGUUCAUCUUACUGAAAAACAACUUCAUUCUAUUCGUUAUUUGUCUGCUUUAAUAGCACAUAAAGAUCAUUUUUUAUCAGUUGAAAAUGAAAAUGGUGAAUAUGUGUUGAAUUAUCCAAUUGAAUAUCGUUGGUUUAUGCCGAUUCUUUGUUCAAUUAUUAGUAAACAAGCACAUACAUUAUUCAAUGAAUUAGCAGAAGAUGAAAAUUUACUAGACGUUCUUCAAUUGUCUGAUUAUCUUUGUGUCGAACCAUUUCCAUUACCUCAUCUACGAUAUCAAAACUUGCUUCGAUCAAAUCCUGUCAAUAUUGAGAAUGAAAAUCAACGUGUUAAAUAUUACAAGGCAAAUUUGUCAGAAGCACGACAAACAGCUGCAGAAUUCCUAAUCGCUCUUGCUAGAAAUCAAUAUAAAUUGAGUGAUUCAAACACGCGAAAAGAUAUUUUCACAUUGAUCAACAUUAUUCUUUUCAAUCCAGCUGUUUUUAAUUCACGAUUUCGACAUCAUACAUUAAGAGUGGCG